Pseudozyma flocculosa PF-1 is the source of this 2547-nucleotide messenger RNA. RefSeq lists its product as uncharacterized. Gene Ontology annotation, molecular function: GTP binding; GTPase activity. The transcript has 2 exons. Gene Ontology annotation, cellular component: endoplasmic reticulum. Lineage: Eukaryota; Fungi; Basidiomycota; Ustilaginomycetes; Ustilaginales; Ustilaginaceae. The record is from RefSeq and is a predicted model, not a curated record. Bases 1 to 2547 code for a protein of 848 amino acids. Gene Ontology annotation, biological process: endoplasmic reticulum membrane fusion.
AUGGAGCUCAACAUUGAUAACGCCACGGCCAUAGUGGCACAGCAGCAGCAGGAGCUCGAACAGGCUCAUCAGGAGCAGGUACAGGCCCUCUCCGCCCAGCCCAUCUCGGCCGCCGCAACAUCCGCAUCAGCCGGCCCCACCAAUGGCCUCUCGACGCUCUCGGGCGCCGCGGCGGCGACCACCGAGCAGAAAGCGGACCGGAUGCAGCUCGUCGACGAAGAACAGCGCUUCAACGAUGACCAAUUCGCGCCCAAGCUGCGCGACUGGGGCCUCGAGGACGCCGGCUUCGGCUACGACCUCUGCGCCGUGCUCGGCUCCCAGUCGACGGGCAAGUCGACGCUGCUCAACAAGCUUUUUGGCACCAGCUUCGACGUCAUGGACGAGAAGCAGCGCAGGCAGACUACAAAGGGAAUCUGGAUGUGCCGCGGCCUCAAGAUGAACGUCCUCGUCAUGGACGUCGAGGGCACCGACGGCCGCGAGCGUGGCGAAGACCAGGACUUUGAGCGCAAGUCCGCCCUCUUCUCGAUGGCGUCGGCAGAGGUCCUUAUCGUCAACAUGUGGGAGCAUCAGGUCGGCCUUUACCAGGGCGCCAACAUGGGCCUGCUCAAGACCGUCUUCGAGGUCAACCUCGGCCUCUUCCAGGCGGGCAAGGCAAAGAGCCACGGCGCAAAGGACAAGACGCUCCUCCUCUUUGUCAUCCGCGACCACGUCGGCACCACGCCCCUCGAGAACCUGCAGGCCACCAUCGUCAGCGACCUCAACAAGAUCUGGGACUCGCUCUCCAAGCCCGACGGCCUCGAGGCGAGCCAGAUCUCGGACUUUUUCGACUUCAUGUUUACGGCUCUGCCGCACAAGGUCCUCUUGCCCGCCGAGUUUGACAAGGCCGUCAACCGCCUGCGCACCCGCUUCGUCGACCCAAAGGACCCCAACUUUGUCUUCCGCACCGAGUACCACAAGCGCAUCCCUGCCGACGGCCUGCCGCACUACCUCAGCAGCAUCUGGGAGCAGGUCAUGACCAACAAGGACCUGGACCUCCCGACGCAGCAGGAGCUGCUGGCCCAGUUCCGGUGCGACGAGAUCGCCAACGCCGCGUUUGCCACCUUUGCCGGCGAGAUCAAGGCUUUCCGCCGGCACGUCGAGUCCGGGACGGUGCUCGAGACGCUGGGCGCCGACAUGGCGCUCCACCGGGGCACCGCGCUGGCCAAAUUUGACAAGGAUGCCGGGCGAUACCAUCAGGAGGUGUACAGGCGGAAGCGGACCGACUUGCUCGAGAAGCUCAACGCCUCGCUUUCGCCCUUCUUCCUCGGCCAGCUCAAGAACCUGCACAAGCACGUCCUGGCGGCGUUCAAGAGCAACGUCCUCGAGCGGAUGCGCAACGAGAGCAACUACGACUUUGGCGAGGUGGUCGGCAGCGAAAAGGAGCGGGCGCAGGCCAAGUUCAGUGCCGCGGCCAAGCUGGUGCUGCUGGCGGACACGGACUGGACGGUGAGCGAGGAGGAGGCGCAGCUCGAGGAGGAGAUCCAGAGCAUCGCCGACACGAUGCGGGUCGAGGAGACCAAGAAGAUGGUGGCCCAGAUCGAGCGCAACGUCAAAAAGGGCCUGGCCGAGCCGGUGGAGCUGGCGCUCAACAAGCCGAGCGAGACCAUGUGGGACGCCGUGCUCGAGACUUUCCGCGCCGUGCUGCAGCAGGCGGAGUCGACGUACCUGCGCAAGGCCAAGAGCUUCAACUGCACCGACGACGAGAACACCGCCGCGCUCAUCGCCCUGCGGAGAAAGUCGUGGAUCUCGCUGCGGGCCAAGGUCGACGAGCAGACGGCCGACACGGUGCUCGCGGCCAAGCUGCGCAACACGUUCGAGGACCGCUUCCGCUACGACGAGAACGGCGUGCCCCGCGUGUGGAAGCCCGAGGACGACAUCGACGGCGCCUACCAGAAGGCGAGAGACGAGACGCUGGCGAUGAUCCCGCUAUACUCCAAGAUCGAGCCUCGUGACGACUCGCUGGCCGUCUCGCUUCCGUCUACCUCGGACGACCCGGCAUCGCAGGCCGCCGUCGACCGGGGCGAGGAGGAGGAGUUCGACUUCCCCUCUACGCUCGUCGUCUUUUCCGAGGCGCGCAAGGCCGAGAUCGGCACGCGGUUCCGCAAGGAGGCCGACGCGCUGUACGUCGAGGCCAAGCGGUCGACGGUGUCGAGCAUCGCGCAGGUGCCGCUGUGGAUGUACGGCGUCAUGGUCGUGCUGGGGUGGAACGAGAUGAUGGCGGUGCUGCGGUCGCCGGUCUACUUUGCAUUCCUGCUGGUAUGCCUGGCGAGCGCCUACGUGGUGUGGAAGCUCAACCUGGGCGGCCCGCUGACGAGCGUCACAAAGGCCGUCGGGCGCGAGGUGCACCGCCUGGCCGACGAGCAGCUGCGCAGCCACUUUAGCCAACCGCUGCCGCGGCCGCAGAUGCUCGACGAGAGGUACGGCAGCGGCAGCAGCAGCAGUCGCAACGCCACGAGCACCGGGGCAGGCGGCGAGGAGAUUGAGCUCGAGGAGAAGAAGGCGCUCUAG